GGGGCGUGGCGGCUUCAGUGCUGUGCCGCUCGUUCUCCUGGAGAGAGUGGAUCUCGCCGCUCCGGUGUGGUGGUUGUGUUGUGGUGUGGUGUUGCCCGUCCUCCUCCCUCUCUCGGUAGCGAUAGUUUCAUAACAGCCUUUUACUCCACGUAGUUUGGAGGUAAUCGACAUGGAAUACCAGAACGACGAACAGAUUUAUAUGGAGCAGGAGGAAGAAUGGGAGCGUGAAGGGCUGUUAGACCCUGCCUGGGAGAAGCAGCAGAAAAAGAAAUUGUUGAUGGCAACCUGAAGAUGACUCUUGGUAUGAUCUGGACUAUCAUCCUGAGGUUCGCCAUCCAGGACAUCAGUGUUGAGGAGAUGACUGCCAAGGAGGGUCUCCUCCUCUGGUGCCAGCGGAAGACUGCCCCUUACAAGAAUGUCAAUGUGCAGAACUUCCACACUUCCUUCAAGGAUGGUCUUGCCUUCUGUGCCCUCAUCCAUCGCCACAGGCCAGACCUGCUGGACUAUUCUCAACUGUCCAAGGAUGAUCCCCUGCACAAUCUCAACCUUGCUUUUGACAUUGCUGAGAAGCACCUUGACAUCCCCAGGAUGUUGGACCCCGACGAUCUGGUGAACACACCCAAGGCUGAUGAGCGCGCCAUCAUGACCUACGUGUCUUGCUACUACCAUGCCUUCCAGGGGGCCCAGCAGGCUGAGAUGGCUGCUAACCGCAUCUGCAAAGUGCUGAAGGUCAACCAGGAGAACGAGCGCCUCAUGGAGGAAUACGAACGCCUCACCUCCGACCUGCUGGAAUGGAUCCGUCGAACUCUGCCUUGGCUCCAGGCCCGCCAGCAGGAUAACACCCUAGCUGAUCUGCAGAAGAAGCUGGAAGAAUACCGUCUCUACCGCCGCAACCACAAGCCUCCACGUGUAGAGCAGAAGGCCAGGUUGGAGACCAACUUCAAUACCUUACAGACUAAGCUCCGUCUGUCCAAUCGCCCUGCCUACCUUCCCUCGGAAGGCAAGAGUGUCACUGACAUUGCCAAUGCAUGGAAGAACCUUGAGGGAUGUGAAAAGUCCUUUGAAGAAUGGCUGCUCUCUGAGAUGAUGAGACUAGAGCGCCUUGAACAUCUGGCUAAGAAGUUCAAGCAUAAGGCUGAGAUCCAUGAGUCAUGGACUGCUGGAAAGGAGGAGAUGUUGCAGAGUCAGGACUUCAGACACUGCAAACUUAAUGAACUCAAAGCUCUUAAGAAGAAGCACGAGGCCUUUGAAUCUGAUCUUGCUGCUCAUCAGGACCGUGUAGAACAGAUUGCAGCCAUUGCUCAAGAGCUCAAUGCUCUGGACUACUACGACUCUGCUACCAUUAACAGCCGCUGCCAGGCUAUCUGUGACCAGUGGGACCGCUUGGGAACCCUUACCACCUCCCGCAGGAAUGCCCUUGAGGAGACUGAGAAACUCCUUGAGAAGAUUGACCAGCUUCAUCUUGAGUUUGCCAAGAGGGCAGCUCCCUUCAACAACUGGCUGGAUGGCGCCUGUGAAGACCUUGUGGAUAUGUUCAUUGUUCAUACCAUUGAAGAAAUCCAGGGCUUGAUUGAUGCCCACAACCAGUUCAAGGCAACUUUAGGAGAAGCAGACAAGGAAUACCAGGCUAUCAUGUCUCUGGUGACCGAGGUUCAACACAUUGCCCAGCAGUACCAGAUUCCUGGUGGUCUGGACAACCCCUACACCACUCUGACCUCUCAGGUCAUCUCCAGCAAGUGGGGCGAGGUCAAGAAAUUGGUGCCUGCUCGUGACAACACACUCCAGGCUGAACUCCAGAAACAGCAGAGUAUCCUUUUAAUUGAACUACAUACUUUUAUAAAUAUGCAUUGUUUCAAACUUUAUACUUUUUUUUUAUUAUUAUUAUUUUGAUAUAUAUAAAGUUAG
Messenger RNA from Penaeus vannamei (Pacific white shrimp), 1905 nucleotides. The record is from RefSeq and is a predicted model, not a curated record. Lineage: Eukaryota; Metazoa; Arthropoda; Malacostraca; Decapoda; Penaeidae.